Messenger RNA from Dermacentor andersoni, 2411 nucleotides. Its product is annotated as RYamide receptor-like. NCBI's taxonomy places the organism in Eukaryota, Metazoa, Arthropoda, Arachnida, Ixodida, Ixodidae. Gene Ontology annotation, biological process: G protein-coupled receptor signaling pathway. Gene Ontology annotation, molecular function: neuropeptide Y receptor activity. Gene Ontology annotation, cellular component: plasma membrane. The record is from RefSeq and is a predicted model, not a curated record.
CUUACUUUGCGCUUGCAAACAACGUUUGCAUGAUCGGCUCUCAACUGUUACAUGUCUUCAUUAAAAGUAAAGUUAUUGUUAAAGCGACAAUCACCGACACAAAAAAAUUACAUUGAACUUCGUGCACCGACACACAUGAACUAAAAACACACAAGCGCAACACCGAACAAAGCAGGGGCCCGUGUCCGGGCUCGACAAAACGGAGUGUGAAAUCCAUUCCCUUAAUACCUAUCUUUAUUUAUUUAUUUCUCGGCGAGAUAAAUGAUGUAUAAGCACUGCUCGCUCUGUGUGCCUACACAGGCGACACAUGGCUGCCGCCAACCACAGCAUCGGUGUUGCAGAAAAAAAAAAAAGCCUACCGAAAAGCUGGAGGAGGCGGGGUGCGUUGAACAGAGUUUGCGUCGGCGGCGACGUCACGGGCGGCGCGCACCGUCGGCGUGCGGGGCGCGCGCGGACGCUCGAGGCUCCGCAAUCGACCUCGCGGGCCGAACACACGCGGUUGUGCCUCCGCCACGUCCGGGCGCGCGCUCUUCUCGGCUCUCCCGCUGCUACCGCCGCUGCUGCCGCCAGCAUGGCCCACGAGUCCGCCAACCGGACGGUCGCCGGUAACGGCACUCUGGGGCCGGCGUCACCGCUGAACACCACGUCCGACGACGACGAGCUGUACCAGGUGCCCGUGGAAAUCAUCGUGCUGCUGUCCUUCUGCUACGGACUCAUCUCGCUGGUUGCAGUGGCCGGAAACUCCAUGGUGCUCUGGAUCGUGGCUACGUCGCGACGCAUGCACACUGUCACCAACUUCUUCAUCGCUAACCUGGCCGUGGCCGACAUCAUCAUCGGACUGUUUUCCAUCCCGUUCCAGUUCCAGGCCGCUCUGCUGCAGCGCUGGGUGCUGCCAGAGUUCAUGUGCGCCUUCUGCCCGUUCGUCCAGGUGCUCUCGGUCAACGUGUCCAUAUUCACACUGACCGCCAUCGCGCUGGACCGCUACCGCGCCGUGACGGCGCCGCUGCGCGCCCGCUGCUGCUCCAAGUUCAACGCCAAAGUACUCAUCGGCAUCGUGUGGGCCGUGUCGACGGCGGCCGCCCUGCCGUACGCCCUCGCACUGCGCGUCAUCCUCGUCUACGACUCCGCGUCCGGCGAGGUGUCGCGACCCUUCUGCAUCAACGUGGUCCUGCCGCCGUUCGCCUGGAAGGUGUACAACCACGUGCUUGUCGGCCUGCAGUACUUUCUGCCACUGUGCGUCAUCUGCUACACGUACGGACGCAUCGGUGGCGCGGUGCGUAACUCACGCACGCCGGGCAACGCGGAGACUGUGCGUGACACCAACAUCAUCCGCAACAAGCGAAAGGUGACCAAGAUGAUACUGGUGGUCGUGGCCAUUUUCGCCAUCUGCUGGCUGCCUUACCAGACGUACAACAUUCUCCAGGAGCUCUAUCCCGUCAUCAACCAGUAUCGCUACAUCAACGUCAUUUGGUUCUGCUCCCACUGGCUUGCCAUGAGCAAUUCCUGCUACAACCCUUUCAUUUACGCCAUUUAUAGCGAGAAGUUCAGCGCCGAGUUCCGGGCCCGGAUGCGCUGCUGCUCGUCCAGGAGCAAGCAGGAGGAGGCACGCUGCUACCGGCAGACGCCCACCUCCGUGUCGACGCGCUACUCGAUGCGGUCCUACUCCUGAGCGGAGGCCCCGCACCCCGACGAGACGCUGCGCCGGGUGCAGGCCGCAGAGGAGAGCGUGUAGCGUCGCCUCGGUGGCCGCGGCUGACGUUCGCCGAGGCUCCGUGCGCGAGCUGAAAGACCGAACGCUCGAUUUGUCGAGCGGUGAAUUUGUGUGGUUUGAGCGCCAUUGUAUGCCCGCGGUGCCCCUUAUGGGCUUGUGAUCAGAGGUCGUACUGUUACGCGCGACGAGCGUAUACAUAUGACGCUUGGUCGAAGGUGGUUGGUGAAACCGACCACACUAUCGAAGCGCAGUGAACGUUACAGUGCGAUUGUUGUAAGAGAACACGUGCUGCGGCUGGUUUAGGGGUUAGUCCGUUCUAAUACGCAUGCGCUUUGAGGCGAGUCUCGAUCGCAACGUAUAUAGCGCUGAAAAUGUACUGAACAAGUCGUUCGGCCGAUUGCGGGACGGUCGCUGAGAGUGAGAAACAGAGUAAAGCCCCAGUUACAGCCAAGCACGUCCUAUACGCAUCGAGCGGUAUAUAUACAUAUAUAUAUAUAUACAGGUUUUUGCUUGAGCUGCACCAACUAUUUCUUUAAAAAUGCCUGUGGCAGAUACCACAAUUCUUAGCGUUGAUCUAAACUACUCGAUGAGGGGGCUAUUACUUCUGCUAGAACUAGAAAUUAAAAUGUUUACUUCAAUAAUUGACAUAGAGACGCUAAUUAGCUUCUUAAUUAAUCGUUUUACGGCACAUUUUAACUCA